AAUGCCUUUUCGACUUCGAUUGGCUCGUACAAGACCAGCAAUACGGUUUCUUCAAAGUAUAGCACUGAAAUUUUGGGCUUUAUCUGGAGCAUAUUUAUUAUUAUGCUUCCUUUGUUAUUGGAUGUAUGGAAGCAUUCUAGCAUUUUUUCUACUUUGUUUUGCUACUUUAGGAGUUUUGUAUAAUACUGAAGAUCGUCUUUUAUACUAUCCAAAGUUACCUUGUAAUUCUCGAAUUUAUGUACCAGCUCCAUCUUUGCAUAAUUUGCCUUAUGUCAGUAUAUACACAAAAUCUAUUGAUGGAAUUACACUUCAUAUGUUUUUUAUUCCUCAACCAGAACCAAUAAUGAAAAAAGCUCCAACAUUAUUAUUUCUCCAUGGUAAUGCUGGAAAUAUGGGUCACAGACUAGAAAACGUCAAGGGCUUAUACAACAAUAUUCAAUGUAAUAUCCUUAUGAUAGAGUAUAGAGGGUAUGGACUUUCUGAUGGAGCUCCAUCAGAAGAAGGUUUAUACAUGGAUGCGCGAGCUGGGAUUGAAUAUUUAUAUUCUAGAAAUGAUAUAAACAUAAAUGAAAUUAUUGUUUUUGGACGAUCAUUAGGUGGAGCUGUUGCUAUUGAUAUAGCUAUGAAAGAUGAUAUUUCCCAACGAAUUUGGUGCCUUAUUGUAGAAAAUACUUUUACAAGUAUACCAGACAUGGCCACAAUAUUAAUUAAGUUUAAAAUAUUGCAGUAUCUUCCAUUAUUUUGUUACAAAAAUAAGUUUCUGUCAUUGAACAAAAUUCAAUCUUUGACAGUGCCUGCGCUUUUUAUUUCUGGGAGACAAGACAAACUAGUUCCACCUAAAAUGAUGGAUAAACUUUUUGAGGCAUGUGGGAGUUCAUUCAAAAGAAAAGUUCAGAUACUUGAUGGCACUCACAAUGAAACAUGGAACAAAUCAGGCUAUUAUCACCAAAUAGCUACAUUCCUUGACGAAAUAAGAAAAAGUCCUCCACCGCGAACGGCAUCGAAACCAUGGCAUAUCGACGAGGUUUGAUUGUCUAUAAAAUUAAAUGAUUCCAUUUUUUGAUGGACUUAUGCAGUUACUUUAAUGAUAAUUAUUUUUAAGAAUUGUACAAAUGAUUAUCAAGAAAUCAAGUCAGUAACCAUAAAUUUUGCUAAAACGAUUUUAUAUUAAAUAUAAGCAUUUUUAUGUAAUUUUGUUUGUUCCCAAUUCGUUACUUAUACAUUAAGCUUACUACAUAUAGAUACACAUACACACACACGCGCGCGCACACACACAUACACAAAUAUUUUAUGCAAAAUAAUUUUAUUCAAUACUGACUUUUUUAUAAGAACAUUCAAAUAGUUUAUUUCUAAUUUGUGAUACUAAACGACAAAUUAAGUAGUAAUUUCAUAUUCGUUUAUAAAUGUAAGUAAAAGCAUUAUACAAAUUUCAAAAUCUGCUUUAAGUAACUAGAAAAUCUUGAACUAUAAUUUAAUUAAAUGUCUAAUUUUUCUCCAAAGUUAUAUGUUAAAUACUUUAAGUAAUAAAUAUUCUAUUUAAGGCUGUAACAAAGGCAAGCAUAUAAGUAGUUUAAAAAGAAUACUUAUGCAUGUAUGCAUGUAUAGAACUACUGUGAUUUAGUUAGCACAAAUAAAAAGACUUAUGUGGACAUAUAUCUUCCAAGAAUCUCAAUUUCGUUUAUACUUCAAUAUAAA
Phymastichus coffea is the source of this 1695-nucleotide messenger RNA. RefSeq names its product protein ABHD13 (gene Bem46). The transcript is spliced from 5 exons. NCBI's taxonomy places the organism in Eukaryota, Metazoa, Arthropoda, Insecta, Hymenoptera, Eulophidae. Gene Ontology annotation, cellular component: membrane. Gene Ontology annotation, molecular function: palmitoyl-(protein) hydrolase activity. The record is from RefSeq and is a predicted model, not a curated record. The coding region runs from base 2 to 1030 and encodes 342 amino acids.